GCAGGAGGAGUGUCUUCAGGCGCCGCGCGAGCGAUUAUUUUGAACGGGGGUCAACAUGGCGGAGGAGAGCAGCUUAAAGCACCGGCAUCACACCGGACAGAACUGCACCGACAGCCGCCGUCACGAAGGGGUGGAGCUGACCUCUGACCCGCAGCUGGACGUGUCUGGAGCGCUGCAGAUCGUCCUCUCUGACGAGGAGCAGCACCGGUUCUCUCUGGACGACGAGGCGCUGGAGAGGAUGCUGCUGCAGGAGCGAGUGAAGGAUCUCCACGCCGUGGUGCUGUCUGUAGCUGGAGCCUUCCGCAAGGGCAAGUCCUUCCUGCUGGACUUCCUGCUCAGAUACAUGUACAGCCAGGGGUCAGACGCGUGGCUGGGGGGGGAUGACGAGCCGCUGACCGGCUUCACCUGGCGGGGGGGCUGUGAGCGAGAGACCACCGGGAUCCAGGCCUGGAGUCAUGUGUUCGUGGUGGAGAAACCAGACGGCAGCAGGGUGGCCGUGCUGCUCCUGGACACACAGGGAGUGUUUGACAGUCAGUCCACCAUCAGAGACUGUGCCACACUGUUUGCUCUGAGCACCAUGAUCAGCUCUGUACAGGUGUAUAACCUGUCCCAAAACAUUCAAGAAGACGACCUGCAGCAUCUUCAGCUCUUCACAGAGUACGGCCGACUCGCCAUGGAGGAGAUCUACCUCAAACCCUUCCAGUCGCUGAUGUUUCUCGUUCGAGACUGGAGUUACCCGUACGAACACGCUUUCGGUCUGGACGGAGGAAAUCAGUUCCUGGAGAAGAGGCUGCAGGUCAAACAGAAUCAACAUGAAGAGCUGCAGAACGUCAGGAAGCACAUCAACUCCUGCUUCUCCAAGAUCAGCUGCUUCCUGCUGCCUCACCCCGGCCUCAAGGUGGCCAUCAACCCACACUUCGACGGCCGCUUACAGGACAUCGAUGAUGAGUUCAAGAGGGAGCUGGUGAAUCUGGUGCCGCUGCUCCUGGCUCCUGAGAAUCUGGUGGAGAAGGAGAUCAGCGGCUCUAAAGUCACGUGUGGAGAUCUGCUGCAGUAUUUCAGAGCCUACAUGAAGAUCUAUCAGGGUGAAGAACUGCCACAUCCCAAGUCCAUGUUACAGGCGACGGCUGAAGCUAAUAACCUGGCCGCUGUAUCAGGAGCUAAAGACUUGUACACCAGGAGCAUGGAGCAGGUGUGCGGUGGAGACAGACCCUACAUGUCUCCGGUGGAUCUGGAGCGCAGUCACGAGGAGCUGAAGCAGAGCUGCGUGCGUCAGUUCUGCGGUGUGAAGAAGAUGGGAGGUGAGGAGUUGUGCCGCCGCUAUCAGGAGCAGCUGGAGCAGGAGAUCGACGAGGCCUACGCCAGCUUCCUCAAACACAACCACGGGAAGAACAUGUUCCUCGCCGCACGCACACCCGCCACGCUGUUCCUCCUGAUGCUGCUGAUGUACGUGUCGUCGGUGCUGACGGGCUUCCUGGGCGUGAGCUCUGUGGCGGUGCUGUGUGACCUGCUGAUGGGUCUGGUGCUGCUCUCGCUCUGCGUCUGGAUCUACGUCAGAUACUCGGGAGAGUUGAGAGAGCUGGGCUGCUUCAUCGACCGGAUGACACUGACCCUGUGGGAGCAGAGGACGCCGCGGACGGUGUUCUCCAAACUGUUGGAGGUGGUGUGGUGCAGAGUGACGCGGAGCGCCGUGAAGAGACCGAGACAGAGACUGUCCUCCAACAACAACCUCAAGAAGAGGAACUAGCCUCACGCCACCGCCGAGGAUUCUGGGGCUUCACCGGGUGUCCUCUCUCUCAUCGGUGUUCACGGUGAAGCGUUCGGACGCUCUGAGCGGGUCACCAUCCACUACAGGACCUGGUUGAGAACGCUGAACUGUACCAGUGACACCACCAUCUCUCUGCUGCACAGACGAACUUCCUGUGCUUCAUCAUUCCCUCCGUCCGGACUGUGUUUCCAGAACAGACAGCUGCUCACUGACGGGCGUGGUGUGUGUGUGUGUGUGUGUGUGUGUGUGUGUGUGUGUGUGUGUGUGUGUGUGUGAUGAACAUGUGACUCGCUUCCACACACUUCCUCUGUAGCAGGAGAAAACAAGCUUCAUCUUCAUCUGCAGGAAGGAUGCUGUGAUACGUGUCCGUGCUGGAGAGAAACACACACACACACACACGCACACAGACAUACUCAUGCACACACUCGUGCAUCACUCACUCACUCUCUCUCUCACACACACACUUAGUUUUAUACCAUCUUCAUUCAUGUCUUCUGCCUUGAGCUUCAUCAUUCCAGAAUGUUUAAUUCUUUUUCCACUCAUAAUUAUAUUUAUUUAUUUUUCAAUCUGUUGAUUAAAAUGAAUCGCUGGA
Messenger RNA from Carassius auratus (goldfish), 2360 nucleotides. Its product is annotated as atlastin-2-like. NCBI's taxonomy places the organism in Eukaryota, Metazoa, Chordata, Actinopteri, Cypriniformes, Cyprinidae. Gene Ontology annotation, molecular function: GTPase activity; GTP binding. The record is from RefSeq and is a predicted model, not a curated record. The transcript has 14 exons. The coding region runs from base 56 to 1747 and encodes 563 amino acids.